Messenger RNA from Physcomitrium patens, 1636 nucleotides. RefSeq lists its product as uncharacterized. The record is from RefSeq and is a predicted model, not a curated record. Lineage: Eukaryota; Viridiplantae; Streptophyta; Bryopsida; Funariales; Funariaceae. Gene Ontology annotation, cellular component: U5 snRNP.
ACGCACCUCCACCUUGGCAAAGGGGCUCAGAAAAACCAAAGUUGAAUGGAGGCUUCGAGACUGACCGCCAACGCCCCCACAAUCCCAGCCCUAAUUGAAGUUUUUUCGAUAGUCUGAGCUCAUGUGCAGAGAGAAUGAGUUGUCUCUUUGCGUCUACUGCUGUUCUAUUGUAAUGUUUGCCUGAUACUGAGCCUUGCAAUAUUUUUGCGCGUACUUGCGUUGUUGUUUUCGUUUGCGAACUGUAGCAGCGUUCGGAAUCUUGUGAGCUGAGCAACAGCGGCUCGCCAUGGACGGGAAGAUUAGGAAGCGCACGAGGAAAGACCUCUUGUUUAACGAGCCGGACGAAAGUGAUGCCUCAAGGUCUAAAAAAGCUCGAUUUCCUAAGGGGAAGAAGGACUCUGGCCCAAGGACAGUUGUGGAAGAGGGCGAGGAGGAAGAUGGAGGCCCUAUUUUGUCCACAGAUCCACGACUGGCUGCAAAGAACCGUGCGAUGCUGCGUACUGUGCUCAACGAACAGCUUCUUAGUUCGGAGGAUGUCUCAUUGGGUGAUGAUGUUGUUGCUGCCGAAGUAGAGGGUGACACCGCUAGAGUUGAAGACGGCAUUACUAUUGAACCUUUUAAUCUGAAUCAAGAAAGAGAAGAAGGCUAUUUUGAUGCCGAAGGGAAUUAUGUUGAGUACCGGCUGAACGACGAUGAUAAGGACGCAUGGUUUGAGACUGCAAAAGUUGAUGAGAGUCUUCAAGCGAGGAAACUGAAGGAAAGAGAGAUGGAAAAAGAAGAUACUGAACUCACAAAGGAAGAGCGGUGGAUAAUUCAAAAGCGAAUCGCGAACACUCUUCAACCUGGUGAAACGAUCUUGCAAGCUUUCAGAAGAUUGCGAGGAGUAACGAAGGAUAAAAAAUGGGCUUCAAAGAUGACUGGAGAGACGAAGCUAAUUUUUGAUCGUCUGACAGAGGAUGCUAUGAAGCUGUUAGACAAUGGCGAUUACAAUAUCUACAACGAAGAGAAAGAAACCUUACAACGCGAAGCCGAUGGUUAUGAGGCCCUUGCUCGAGCUAGAAAAGGUGAAACAAGUGGUAGCAAUGGACUUGCUGGAAGUGCGACAAUGCAGCACUCUUCUCAGGUGCAAUCUGCCGCUGGGGAUGAUGAUGCUUUUGAUAUGUUCGGUGGGGAUGACGACGUGCCUCCUUCCACUACAGCAGGAGUUACUGCUGGCAAUUCUGAAGCACAAGUGGAAAAACCAAGCACCACCUUGCUCGAGCUUCCCGGAUAUGUUUAUGAUGCAAAUUCAGGUUAUUACUACAAUGCUGAUGAUGGGCACUUUUAUGACAAGAACACAGGACUUUUCUGCAAUGCUGCAUCUGGAAAAUGGUUUAUGUAUGAUGCUGUUACCGGUUCGUACCAGGAAGUUACAGAAAGUGGCGACACGGGUGCUGUCACAACAAGCGUCGAACCAGCAGCAUGAUAUGAUCGUCUUCGUGAAGAUGUGUGAUUUAGCACUUCAGAGUUUGGUGUAUUAGCUUGUUCAUCGAUUUCAUCAAACUAUUGUGUACCAUGCUACUACGCUUGUUUACUACGCUGGAGCUCACUCUUGACCUUGUUAUACAAACUUUGUUAAAACCAUUCUUGAAUCAAA